This is a messenger RNA of Hipposideros armiger (great roundleaf bat), 2750 nucleotides long. It is a transcript of the gene FAM216B, whose product is annotated as family with sequence similarity 216 member B. The record is from RefSeq and is a predicted model, not a curated record. Lineage: Eukaryota; Metazoa; Chordata; Mammalia; Chiroptera; Hipposideridae. The transcript is spliced from 4 exons. Bases 183 to 587 code for a protein of 134 amino acids.
CAGACUGAAUUUCCACCCCCACCGCUGCAAGAAGAAAGAGGCCUUGCAAAGAAAGACACUGAAUACGAAUGCCAUCUUUUAAAAAGAGGGGAACUACAAUACAGGGUACCUCCCUAAAACGGGCUGAACAAAAUGAAAUUUUAUGCUCUGCUUUGUUGUUCCUUGGAGAUACAGGAUAAACAAUGGGAAGGAAAUGGAAAAGACAGCAAAAGCUUCAGAAUGUUCCGCAGGUUCCUCUCAUCCGAGUCCCUCCCUCUGCCUCUGACACCUCAUUUCUGAAGGACCUAACCCGAGGGCAGCAGCGCUACUUUUACUGCAUCAUGAGGAUUUAUGACUCCAGGCCCCAGUGGCAGGCCCUGCAGACCCGCUAUGUUCACAGCCUCCAGCACCAGCAGCUGCUUGGCUAUAUUACUCAACAGGAGGCCUUGGCUUGUGCCGCUGUUCUUAGAGACUCAACCAGGAAAGCCUCAGCCAAGAAAGCUCCUCAAAGAAUCAUCCCCCAGAGGACUUCGGCCAUGACAAGAACAUGGAUGCCAGCCUACUCUGUAUCUGUGGUUCCGCUCAGGGCCCAAAGUGCAGCGCUCUGAUCCCUCAGGAGCCAAGACUUCUCAUGAGCUCUGAAACAGGCAGUUUGUUCAUGUACCCCUGGCUUAGUGUAUAUUUGUUGAAUGAGAAUGAAUAAUAAUAAUAAUAAUAAAAACCUUCUAAUACAAACCCCACAACUAGAAAUAAUCUUUCUCCCAUGCACAUAAAUUUUACCAGCAAGAACAAGUUGAGAGGUUUAAGAGCCACGGAGCUAAGAGUAAAUAAACCUUUCAUUCUUCAUAUAGUCUAUAGAGUAAAAUGACUUUUGAAACUUUCAAAGUAAAAACUUCCUUUGAAUUAGAACCUCCCAGAGAAGUCCCAAGAACAGAGAAAGAGGACAAGUCAUCAGACGGUGUUAGGUCCCCUAUCAUUGGGUGACUAGCCAUUCCCCGAAAGCCACCCACUGCACCUAUUGAAAAUACGCAAACCAACACAGUUAACAUUUAACAAGAAGGGCUUCCAGGCCAUAUCAGCUGCAACCAGAUGGCAUUUCUAUGUCUCACUUCUUCUCUUCUUUCACAUCAAGCAAUGGCAGUCAACUUGGCCUCAAAUCUUCUAUUUUUUGCCUGGCUCAAUCCCUUUGCAUUAUCUUGAAGCUUGGACUUACCAACCUGCUACAUCUGGGUUCAUUCUACAUAGCUGCCAUUCACCUUGACACACAUAAGGGAAUUCAUGCACACAUCUUCUCCUGGCUGCUGAAGAUACCCUCUCAGCAGAAGAAAAAAUAGCCCCAAAGAACUAAUCUCAAGUCUAAUUUUUCCAUGGCCUUGAUGGUUUUAAGUAAACACACAGGACUAUAUGAAUAAGCAAAAAAUGAGGUAACAGUGAGUCAAAUCAUCAUAUCAAAGUUAUAGUAUUGUUAUAUUUAACAGUUAUUUUCAUCACUAGUGAUUUUUUUGUGUGUUAAAAAUUAGUCACCAGUGUUCAUGCAAAGUCAAAAUAAAAAAUGUCUUUCUUCACCUUUUUUCUAAAUGUUCAGACCUCUCCCCUCAUUUAAAUCAGCUAAUGACUUUGUCAUGCACAUAAAAGGAGUUGCUUUAGAUGGAAUAUAAACUUGCUUAACAAGAGGUAUGGUAACAUUGAUCUGAAAGGAAGAUGCUGCGACGUUACCAGAAGAAAAAAAAAACCCAAAAAACCCAAUACUGCUUCUGCGAUCCUCUGUGACUUUUCUUUGAGAGAAACAAGGGACAUAGUUGUCCCACUUCAAGUCUGACAGGAAGACUUGGGAAAGCCAGCUGACCUCUCUGAGUCCAUUCACUGAGUCACAAAGAGGCUUCCUGACAUCUGUGUAUUCUGGCCCUGACUCAUAUAUUCUAAGUGGCUUUAUAAUUUAAGACAAAAACCAUUAUGCAGGCUUAAAAGAAGAAAACAAAGUCAAAUGGCACUGGUGAGCUAUGGGGUAGCCCUCUUAAGGAACAGAUGUAUGUGGCUUUUAUCCCUUUAAACGUCUUGCAUGCACUUUCUUCUUAGACUUUAUUAUUAUUUUUUAUGGGCACAGAUAUUCUCUGUGUAAACCUUAGCUAGUGAUGUAGGAUAUCAAGGAGGCCACUUGUGACUCUGACCUGCUCUCCUCCAUUACAAAUCUCAGAAAUACCUUUUCCCUGACAGAGGAUUUAAAAGCUAAUUGGCAGGUGAGUGUCACAGCCCAUAAGGAAGACAAAUAGAUCUAAGUUGGUGCAGAAAUUCCGUGUUGGCUCUCCCUUCAGAAAAGAAAAUGCCUUUUCUCUUGGGCCCCACACCCAAAGCUUAUGAAGAAAAUGGUUGAUUAUGGUGCGAGCAGAAAGGUGCUCAAGGGCGAACACAUUGAAAAAGAUGAUCAAAGGGGAACUGAGGACAACAUAUAACUUUUAGGCAAGUCUACUACUUUGACCUAUUGGAGACUAUGUGUUGCUUGCUCUCACAGUGUCAAUAGAUAUCAUCAGAACUUAAAGUUCUUGAGAUCAGUGACCAUUUCACCAGAAAUUAUUAGACCCUAGAGCAGCACUUGGUCUGGGGUAGGCAAUCAGUAAAACUUCUUGAAUAAUAAUGAAAUGUUCAAAGACUCUGCAAUUCAGCCUGGCCUGUGACUCUGUGAUUUUAUUCCAGGGUCCCAGGAAGCCACAAUGACGAGUGAGGAGUAGCAGUAGUUUAUCAAGGACAGGGGACAGGAGCAGUCCAAUUCAGGA